Molecule: messenger RNA, 775 nt
Organism: Apis laboriosa (Himalayan honeybee)
Lineage: Eukaryota; Metazoa; Arthropoda; Insecta; Hymenoptera; Apidae
Product: COMM domain-containing protein 8-like
Exons: 4
Coding region: 136-675 (179 amino acids)
Source: RefSeq, a predicted model, not a curated record
UGUAUGAUUAUUGUUAUGUAAAAUAAAGGUUCAAUCAAUAUUCAUUAAUAAUAUUUUAUAUAGAAAUUUCUUUAAUUUUAUUGAAUUUCAAUAUUUAUAUUUCAAAUUAUACAAAGUUUUUAAAAGAUCGUAAUAAUGGAAACUACUCAAACUUUGUAUCUUAACCUCUUUGGUGAAGAUAAAAUACCCGUUUUAAAAGAAUUAUUGCAUGCUUGCGUGGAUGAAAUAUGUGGUAGACCAGGUCCAACCUAUCAUAAGUUUGUAAAUAGAAUGGAUUGGAGUAAGGAAGAAUACGAAGAAACAUAUAAGUUAAUAUUGAAUCUCCUAAGAAAUCCAGCAUCAUUGUACGUAACAGAGGAAAAGAUGCCACAAGAGUAUCAUGAAUUACCAGAACAUAUCCAACAAAAUAUAUUAUUGUGUUUAAAAUUGAGAAGAGAACAAUUAACAGAUGCUCUAUUGAAAGAAUGUUCCAAAGAAAAAUACGAGACUGUAAUUGAUUUUGAUUGGAAAUUAAAGCUUGUAAUGGGUUCCAGUAAAUUAGCUUCAUUGAGAGAACCUCUUCUUCAAUUAGAUCUCAUGCUUGAAAGUAAAAAUUCAAAACGUAUUUUAGAUAUGGAAUUAAAUAAGGAUGAAUUGGAUACGUUUAUAAGUACUAUGGAAAGUAUCGUUCAAUAACGUGAAUAAUGCAUAAAUAAUUAUAUAAUUAAGAUUUUUUUACAAUUGAUGCAAGUUUAAUUGUAAAUUUUUCGAGAUGGAAUAAAAACACACCAUGUUA